UGAACUACUGCUAAUUUUGGUUUAAAUUAAAAACUUGAACAAAUUUGAUAUUGAUAAUAUUUGAUACAUCAAAUCAAUACAUUUUUCUACCUUUGUCCAAUGGAUGAGCAGCAAAAAAUUCAAACCGAGGAAUUUACAAUUGAUGAUAGUUUUACUGGCGAAAGUGGUGAAUAUGACUUGACGUUAAUUGUGGAUGGACAUAAGAUAAGAGUAAUGAAAGUAGUACUAUGUUUAGCAUCGCCAGUGUUUCGUGCCAUGCUUCAAUCUGAGUUUAAGGAGAAAGAUCAAGCCGAAGUUGAACUCCCAGGGAAGAAACAUCAGGAUUUUGUUGAGUUUCUUAGCUGUUUUUAUCCGGACAAGCUUGAACAGGUCACAGGCGAUACUGUAUACAGAAUUCUGCCACUGGCUUUUGAUUACCAAGUAAAUGUAUUACAGAAGAGGUGUCAUGCGCGGCUGAUAGAAGUCGUGAAAACAAGUCACUUGGCUGAUGCGAUUGAGAUUAACCGGCAUAUUCAACUAGCUGAGAUGUAUGAGCUGAAAGAUCUUAGAAAAAUUUGCAUUUCUGCAGCAUCUGAUUUUAAGCUCAAAGAUUUAGAAAAAGCUGUCUUAGAGUAUCCAAUCCCUGAAAACAUUCUUGUACAAAUCCACCAUCUUGCUCGCCGUAAACAGGAAUUAAACAAAACAGAUGACGAUUAUAUGAAAAAUUUAUCGCAAAGUUCAAAUUAUGCAGGUAUCAUCGCAAAAGAAAUGGAAUCAUCUAUGCAAUCAUAUAUGCACAGUAGUAAUAGCAAUAGACUUUUUAGAUCAUUACGACUCUGGUACAGAUUCUUUCAAGGCGAGGAAGAACGACUAGAAAAGAUUAUAAAAAGCUUGAAGGGUAAGAAGGUAAACAAUGAGGUCAAAGAGGAAUAUGAACUACUACCUGAGACAGUUAAACAGCGCUUAAAUCUGGACCAUCAGAAUUGAGAAGUAUAUUUACUCAUCAGUUAUCGUUGGAAGUCUGCAUUUGGCUUUCACUUUGUUUGAUAUGACUGAUGUUACUAAAUAAUCAUAUCAUAGUUUAUAAAAUGUAUCCACACGACGUUGUGGCAUCGGAAAAGAAGUGUAACAUCACAAUUUACAUGCUUUAUUUUUUGAUUCGAUGCUCUAAGAUACUCAUUAAACAUUAUCAUUUCAUCAAAAAUAUUCCAGCAAAGUAUACAAUAUUGCCGCACUGUCUCAUCAAAGGAUAUAGUGGCUUUAAUUGAAAAGAUAACAAUUUUGCAAUAGAGAGCAGAAUAUCUUGAGCACGUAACACUAACAACGUAUCUCAAUUCAAUGGGAAAAUUAUUUUAAAGAAUCAGUCUGCAUUUGUGUAUAAGUAUUCAAGAGUCUGUACAAAACAUUAAACCGGUUUAACCCUUAUCAUGCAGGACACGACUGAUUCUGCCUUUGCGACCAGCGUAGAUCAUGAUCAGCCUGCACAUCCGUGCAGUCUGAUCAUGAUCUGCACUGUUCGCCAUUCAGUCAGUAUCAUUUGGUAAGCACCCCUUUUAACAGUUAAUGAUACUGUCCAAAUUGAAAGAUGGACAAGUUCAUCAUAGAAAUUUAGCGGGAUAAGGGUUAAAAAUAAACAAAGAUCCAAUAGGAAGAGCCACGUUCCAGGACCACAGCCACCCCAAAACAACCAGAUAGCAGUGUAUAUGUAUGUGUAUAUUGUUUUAUUUACCCAAACAUAACAGACAAAGUAAAACAAUUAGACAACAAGGAGAAAACACAUAAAGGAACACCAUGGGACACCGCCGUGGAACAGUCAGUGGCAAAAUAGAUUAAACAGGAACAGUGAGGAAGAUGGUUCGCACUAACUCUCACUCUUAACUUCAACCAUCUUUAAAAAUAUCCCCGUUAUGUGAAUCUCUAAAGUCGCAAUGGCGUCUAAAGGCACGAUAUGUUAACCAAGAAAAUGCUCGUACAAAUAUAUACAAAUAGAAAAUAUCCAUAUACGCAUUUACAAAAUCCCAUUAGGAUUAAAGACCUGCUUAUCAUGGAGUGUUCCACCUGCUCCACCAAACACUAUCAAAGAGGAAAGCGCAGUGUCCAACAGUAAAAGACUGAACACUGAACAUGUAGAGUUUCUCCAAAUAACCUCUGUCAUAACUUCUGUCCUCUUUUACCGUUGGAAAAUUGCCAUGACCAAUAUACUUAUGUUGUUUGUAAAUAACAUCCCUGUAGAAGUCUAGUUUUGAUAAAUGUUGUCGCAGAAGUGGCCUUAAAUUGAUUUUACGUUUUAAAGCCAAGUGAGAAUUCCAAUAGGAAAAUUGAGUGAAACAUUAAGCAGUUGAUGAUAACGGUAGCCCUGCUUGAGGAGUUCAUUGAAGUCUUCAGCAUGUCUACUCGCUCAUGCAAAUUCUAUUGAGAAAUGUAUAUCUCUAUCUCAGAAGUUGCCCGAGGCUCUGCCUUAUCCAAAUGAGGGAAAUGUACAAUACUGAAACUGAAAAAAAAAUAUCUUGAAAAAAAAGUGUAAAUUUGAUCAUAAUAAUUAUAUACAAAGAUGUAAAUAAAAAAGAGCAAUUGUACCUGAAAUGUUAGUUUUAUUUAAUUAGAGCCCACUGCAAGUAACUGGCAUACGAGCAGGAACUUAAUUGUACGCUACUCAUAAAAAUCUUUUUUUUUUGUUUUGUUACAUGUGUGAUAUCCUUUUGUUUUGUUACAUGUGUGAUAUCUUUUUGUUUUGUUACAUGUGCGAUUUGUUACAUGUGUGAUAUCUUUUUGUGUUGUUACAUGUGUGAUAUAUUUUUGUUUUGUUACAUGUGUGAUUUCAUGUAAAAUAUAACUGACGCAUA
Mercenaria mercenaria is the source of this 2822-nucleotide messenger RNA. RefSeq lists its product as uncharacterized. Bases 100 to 966 code for a protein of 288 amino acids. Gene Ontology annotation, molecular function: protein binding. The transcript has 2 exons. The record is from RefSeq and is a predicted model, not a curated record. NCBI's taxonomy places the organism in Eukaryota, Metazoa, Mollusca, Bivalvia, Venerida, Veneridae.